Messenger RNA from Zonotrichia leucophrys gambelii, 635 nucleotides. Its product is annotated as mitochondrial inner membrane protein OXA1L-like. The transcript has 5 exons. Gene Ontology annotation, biological process: protein insertion into mitochondrial inner membrane from matrix. Gene Ontology annotation, cellular component: mitochondrial inner membrane. The coding region runs from base 6 to 635 and encodes 209 amino acids. NCBI's taxonomy places the organism in Eukaryota, Metazoa, Chordata, Aves, Passeriformes, Passerellidae. Gene Ontology annotation, molecular function: membrane insertase activity. The record is from RefSeq and is a predicted model, not a curated record.
CCGCCAUGAUGGCGGCGGCGACCCCGCGGCUGCGGCCGCUGCUGCGCGCCCUGAGGGCUCAGAGAUUUCGGGGUCCCGUGUGGUGCUGCGGAGCCCCGGCCGUGAGGGGGGUGGCGAGCGACGCAGGGCAGCCUCCUCCCCCGCCCUCCCCACCCCCAGAAAUUCCUGAAAUUCCCGAAAUUUUGGGGAAUUCUGUGAAUUUGGGGGAGCCCCGGUUGGAGGAGCUGGGCCUGGGCGGCUCCACCCCUGUGGGAAUGAUCCAGAACCUUCUGGAAUUUCUGCACCUGGACCUGGGGCUGCCCUGGUGGGGAGCCAUCGCUGCAGGCACGGUGGGGGCGCGGGUGCUGCUGCUGCCGCUGGUGCUGCGGGGGCAGCGCGAGGCCGCCCGGCUGGGCCGGCACCUGCCCCAGCUCCAGCGCCUCUCCCAGCGCGUGGCCGACGCCAAGCGGGGCACGGAUCCCAACCAGGUGGCCGUGGCUUACUCGGAGCUGGUGUCGUACCAGCGACGUCACAACGUGAACCCGCUGCGGGGCUUCCUGGUGCCGCUCGUGCAGGUUUGGAGAGCCCAAAAAAUCCCAAAAAAUUCCCAAAAAAAUCUCAAAAUCUGCCCCAAAAAUUCCCAAAAAAUUUCCUAA